This is a messenger RNA of Copidosoma floridanum, 1404 nucleotides long. RefSeq names its product cationic amino acid transporter 4. Gene Ontology annotation, biological process: amino acid transport; transmembrane transport. Gene Ontology annotation, molecular function: amino acid transmembrane transporter activity. Lineage: Eukaryota; Metazoa; Arthropoda; Insecta; Hymenoptera; Encyrtidae. Gene Ontology annotation, cellular component: plasma membrane. The record is from RefSeq and is a predicted model, not a curated record.
AUGACCAAUUACAGCUUCAUCAGCAAAUACCUGAACCCAUGCGCGGCAUCCGUGGCGCGCGCUUGGAGCGGCUACGUGGACUCUCUCUCGGGCCGGGCGAUCAGCAACUUCACCAAGAGCCUCGUCUCGGGCUACGAGUCCCUCGGCACAGUUCCCGAUCCCCUGGCCGGCGCCCUGUGCCUGGUGUACGCUCUCCUACUGACCGUGGGCGUCAAGUGUUCGGCAGCCGUCAACUCGCUGCUCACCAUCGUCAACCUUGGGGUCAUGGGCUUGGUCAUCGGGCUGGGCUUCUACCACGGUGACAUCGCCAACUGGAACUACAAUGGCAACGGCUUCCUGCCCUACGGGCUGACCGGUGUUUUCGCCGGUGCCGCAACGUGCUUCUACGCGUUUGUCGGCUUCGAUUCGAUCGCCACGUCGGGCGAGGAGGCCCGGGAUCCCGGGCGUAGCAUACCUCGCGCCACUGGUCUGUCCAUGGCCAUCGUGACCAUUGGCUACGUGCUCGUGGGCGCCGCCCUGACCCUCGUCGAGCCUUACAGCCGCAUCAGCCGGACGGCGGCUCUGCCGGAGGCCUUUGACGCCCGAGGAUUGCCGUGGGCGAGAUACGUCAUCAGCGUGGGCGCGCUGUGCGGCAUGACGACAACGCUGUUCGGCUCGCUGUUCUCGCUACCACGGACAAUGUACGCCAUGGCGAGCGACGGUCUGCUGUUCGGCUUUCUCGCCCGAGUGAGUAAGCGCACCCAAGUGCCUACCGUCAAUCUGGCGAUCAGUGGGGUCUUCAGUGGUCUCAUAGCCCUGCUCUUCGAUCUCGAUCAUCUGGUCGAGUUCAUGUCGAUCGGCACCUUUCUCGCUUACACCAUAGUCUCGGUGAGCGUGAUCGUGCUGAGGUACAGGCCGGCCCCGCCACCCUCGCAGGCCAUGGACAACACCCUGUCGACGGACACGACGACGAGCAUGGCCGGUACUACGGGUCCGGGGACAGGUGGCUCCAGUAGCCACCAGCUCGCCUCGCCUGCCAAUACCGAUCUCAUGGCCAUGGAUUCGAGCGAAAGUCUGUGCACGCCAGUCGAGUCCCAGCUCACCCGGCAGCUGAUACAGGGCUUCUGCACGGAUAACAUCGGCAGGGUCAGGCCGCGCUACACUUGGUUGGCCAACCUCUUAGCGGACUGCGAGCCGGGGACUGCGGUCACCAUGUCCAUCGUCUUCUACUCCGUAGCGUGUGCGUCGUUUUGCUCCUUCCUGGUGCUCCUGUCGCAAAGCACGUAUUCUCCCCCCUGGUGGGAGUACAUUAUGGUCAUGUUUCUCGUUUUCAUCCUCGUAGCAAAACAGUUCUGCAUGAUUUCGACUCACAAGCAAUUAGAAACAGGAAAAUUAGUCAAUAUUACUUAUGCUAUGGAGAUGUAA